This is a messenger RNA of Daphnia pulicaria, 1335 nucleotides long. It is a transcript of the gene Elp4, whose product is annotated as elongator complex protein 4-like. The transcript is spliced from 7 exons. Bases 183 to 1274 code for a protein of 363 amino acids. Gene Ontology annotation, biological process: tRNA wobble uridine modification. Gene Ontology annotation, cellular component: cytoplasm; transcription elongation factor complex; elongator holoenzyme complex. The record is from RefSeq and is a predicted model, not a curated record. Lineage: Eukaryota; Metazoa; Arthropoda; Branchiopoda; Diplostraca; Daphniidae.
CAGCAGACGAAACAAAUCAAAGGAAAAUUGAAUGAACUUAAAUUAAUUUUGUUUUGUUUUAGUCUACUGUUUUUAUUGUCGGGCUGACGGGCGUUUCAGUAGUUUUCACGUUUUUCACGUGGUUCACUGUGGUGUAUUUCUCCGACAAAUUCAACUAUCUUUUCCAAAACUUUGAUGUCAACAUGGCGGUUAACGUUCAAAUUUCAAGUUUUCAGAAAAGAACAAAAGUGUCUUCCACUAAUAUAGUGGGCACAAAAAUAUCUGCGCUAAAUAGCACAUUAAAUGUAUCUUCCGGCAUCAAUUCUUUGGAUAAUAUUAUGGAAGGUGGAUUACCGUUGGGCUCUCUCUGUUUGAUUGAGGAGGAUUUGUACGGCUCUUAUGCCAAAAUUAUGACUAAGUACUUCUUGGCUGAAGGAGCUGUGCAAAAAAAUCAUCUUUUAUCAGCUUCAUUGAAUGAAAAUCCUUGGGAUCUACUCAACAACCUGCCAUCCCCUGUGACUGAGCCCAAAGAAACAAAUCCAUUAAUUGAAAACAAGGAGGAAUUAAAGAUUGCUUGGCGAUAUGAAAACCUUACAUUGGAAGACAAUAACCAAAGAACUGGAAAUGCUUUUGAUCUCUCCAUUCCUUAUGUCAUUCCUGAAACUCAAAGGUCUAAUAUAGCAGUUUGGUGUGGGGAAAGUACCAACAAUCUACAAGAAAAAAAAGGGACACUGAAAAAUCCCAAUUGUUUAAGUCUACUGAGCACAGUCGAGGAAACCAUUAAAAAAUGGGAACUCGAUUCUGUCAACAGCUCUAAUCUACUGAGAAUUACGAUAUCUUCAUUCGGUUCACCAUUUUGGCAGUUCGAUGAAAACCAAAAUAGUGUGUCGACGGAUUUUACCGCCACUCUGUUGCUACUGAAAUCCAUAGUGCGCUCAGCCAAUGCAGUAGCCGUUGUAACAAUUCCUCAUCAACUACUAAGCCAAGCUCUGGUUAGUCGGAGUCGAAAAUUGGCUGAUGUGGUAAUCCAGUUGAAAUCUUUACGGGAAGACCCACACCUCCGUGAUCUGAUGGACGUCCACGGAAUUUUGGAAAUGAAGAAAAUAAUGAACUUGACGUCCCUUAAACCCAUCCAGGAUGGAACGACAACCUACGGUUUCAAAGCUACCAAGAGAAAAUUCAAAAUCGAGAAACUUCACCUACCACCAGCUGUUGAAGAUGACAAAUCGGCAGCUGACAAUUCCUCAUCGAUGGGUUGUUCAUCCGGUUCAUCCAAAUCCAAUCUCGAUUUCUAAAAUGUCAUCUAUUUGAUGUACUAUCAGAUAGCUCUUGUAAAUACAAAACACUGGAGCCUUA